GCGUGGUCACCGCCACCGCAGCCGCCCGAGAGGAGCUGGGGGAGGACGGUGGCCCGCGAGGCUCGUCGCAGACAACGCGGCGGCGAUGUCCGCGAGUCAGGCGAGCGCCGCGGCUGCAGCGGCGGGGCCUCACGCGCGGCAGGGCGGCCUGGGCUUCGGCCUCCCUCCGGUUCCCUGGAAGCGGACCGGCGGCAAGCACGGGAGCAGCAGCAGCAGCAGCAGCAGAGGCGGAGGCUCUGGCACGUCUCUCUCCUCCGCCUCAGCCUGAGCCAGGGGAGGCCAGGCGGCCCGGGUGGCUGGAGGGGGGUCCGCUGCCCGAGAAUGGGAAUUCUCUUCACCAGGAUAUGGAGACUGUUCAAUCACCAGGAGCACAAAGUUAUCAUUGUUGGGCUGGAUAAUGCAGGGAAAACUACCAUCCUUUACCAAUUUUCUAUGAAUGAAGUGGUGCAUACAUCCCCUACAAUAGGAAGUAAUGUAGAAGAGAUAGUGGUUAAUAAUACACGUUUCCUAAUGUGGGACAUUGGUGGCCAAGAAUCUCUUCGUUCUUCCUGGAACACUUACUAUACUAACACUGAGUUUGUAAUAGUUGUUGUGGACAGUACAGACAGAGAAAGGAUUUCAGUAACUAGAGAAGAACUCUAUAAAAUGUUAGCACAUGAGGACCUGAGGAAAGCUGGAUUGCUGAUUUUUGCUAAUAAACAAGAUGUUAAAGAAUGCAUGACUGUAGCAGAAAUCUCCCAGUUUUUGAAACUCACUUCUAUUAAAGAUCAUCAGUGGCAUAUCCAGGCAUGCUGUGCUCUUACUGGCGAGGGAUUGUGCCAAGGACUUGAAUGGAUGAUGUCACGAUUUAAGAUUAGAUGAUCUCUACUGACCUCUUCUCAUAGACUUUGUAUAAACGAAGUGCUGGACUUUACCUGAAAGCUGCAAAAAUUAAUGGUUUAGGUAUAUUUAUAAUAAACUGAUUUAAACUUUUUCUAUAAGAAGACAAAUUAAGACCACUUAUUUGAAAACAAAGAUGAAGUCUCACCUUCCAAUUUGGUUUCUCAUUAGUUCCUUCCAAAGUAAGGUCUUAAAGCUGUGAUUGACAUUUUUCUCAUAAUGAAUCCUCUCAGGACAUUGUGUAGCCUGUGGUAAGUACAAAGGGAGAGGAAGACAAUUUUAAGUUUGGGAACUUUAUCAUCAGUAUAACCCUCCCUAGUUGAAUGUUACUUUCUUUUUGUUCCAUUAAGUCAGAGUACAAAUCAGCACAGAUACUCAGUUUCCAAUAUUUUAAAAUGUAAUGCUACUUAUGAAAAGUAUUUUGUGUAAGGUUGCAUAUGUAUUGUGUAUAUACCUCAAGUUCAAGUUAAUGGCUUUGACUUAUGUCUAAAGAAUAGUGAAUAACACAAAAAUUAAUAAUAUCCUUAAAUAUAGCCAUAAUGACAUGAGUACUGGCAUUGGUGGUAAGUGCCAUUUUGAACUUUUCCCCUUAUGUUCUCUGUAUUGUACUAACCAGUCCCCAAAAAUCAUUGAGCUGCUUUAGAAGAUAGAAGAGGAGAGGAAGAAAGUUUGACAUUUUGUACCUGUUUUCUUGUUGAUCAAAUAACAUACAGAAACAUGUAAUGCAGCUGAGUGGAAUAUAUAUCAAAUAUAUCAAGUCCUUGGCUUAGUAUUUCUAAUGGGCAGAAUUGCACAGUGAGCAAUUAUUAUCAGAUUAUUAACUUUCUUGGUCCACUGCCAUCUGUGUUAUUGAAUAAACUGUUAAUCCAUUAGUCAAUCAAUAGUGAUUACAAUUAUCAAGUGUUUUCUUUUUUUUCAGGAUUAGUAGAAAACUGUUGUGUGAGACAUGUCUAUCCAGAGAAGUAACAUUCUAUAAAUAUUAUCAGAUAAUUUAGCUAGAGUAUUUUUAGGUAUUAAAUUAUAUGUCAAGCAUUUAAAGUGAAUUUGAGAUUAAAAGGAGAGACUAUUUUCCAAGCAACAACUAUAAUUUCUUAUUUUGUAAGUUUCUUAUUUUAGUUUGAGAUUUUUUAUUUCCAUUAGUUGUGUUGUAUUCUUCUUCCACCACAUGAAAACAUGGUUUGACAAUUAGAAGACACAUGUUUGUUCAUUGCUUUUAAGAAUUCGGUUUAAAAAUUGAUUGAUGUGAUGUAUUAUUUUUGCUAAAGUAACUUGGCCCAUUAUACCUUUUAUGUUUGCUUAAGAUUUUUUUUUUUUUCCCCAAGAUUAGAAAGUUGAAGGUGUUUCUAUCAUUACUGUUCACAAACUUAUCCUUAAUGUGUUAAAACAUUUUCUUGGGUAUUCUAUUUGUAACUUUUAUAUCCUGAAAAUCUGACAACUAAUCAAAAUUGGCAUGUUUUAGAAUAUUCAAGAAGAAAAAAUGACUGCUUUUAAUAACAGCCUUUUAGAUUUCAUAAAGAUUUCAGUGGGAAGUGGUAGUAUAUACUCUAAACAUUGACAAAACUUUGAAAGUUCAUUUCAGUAAAAUAUAAAAUACUCAGUAUCUAAAUCCAAGUCAGGCAUGGGAGAUUAGUAUCUAAUAUUGGAUGUUUUGUGUUUUAUAUUGUAAUGCUUAAGACACAAGUAUAAUCUUUUAGUAUUUGUCAAAACGCUUUUAUGAAAGUAAAUCCUAACUUACUAAGCUUUAUUUAUUCAUAUGUUUUCAAGCUUUUUCAAAUCACCAUUAAAAUUACUUGUUAUAUAUUUUAAAUUCCUGUAAAAACCCAGAUUUAUCUUGUAAAUGUUGCAGUUUCAUCAGACAACUAUUCUGUAAAGUAGCCCAGCAAAUGUGCACAUUUCAUCCUUUUGUCUUUUAAUUUGAGUAAUCGUGUUAAGUCCCUUGGGUUGCUGCCCCAUCAGUUCAGCAAGAUAGGACAUUCCCUUGUCAUCAAGGUGUUGGCUUAAAUUUAUUCUUAAUUGGAUAUUUAAAGCAUGCAAUAUGUUACUGUUGCUUAGUGUGGUAGAUUAUCGAUAGAACAUCAUAAGAAUGCAUGGAAUCUUACACCACAUUUACAAAACUUAAUUUUUUUGUUGUUGCCAUUAUUUUCUACCCUUCUAGGCUAGGCAUUAGAAAUAAGGUGGUACCUGUGGUUUACUUGUAUAUAAAACAGAAAUUAUAGCUGGAGAAGAAAAAAAAGAUUUAAAUUCAAGUAUGAAAAUGUCAAUCAUUUUGACAGUAUUAACUUCCAAAUAGAGGAGACCUGGUUGCGCAAUAGUUAGCGCUCGGCUUCAGAGAACCUCAUGAGUAGUCAUACUGGCAAUUUAUAUGUAGUAUAAGUGGAAUUAAUUAAAGGGCAGUGCUUUUGGUUAUUUAAUAUGCUACUUUUAUGUGUAAAACAAACAUAUUUAGAGUCAUUUUUCACGUCUUUGAGAAGAACAAAGCUUCGUACCUCUGUACAUGUGGCUGGAUUUAAAUAUUCUGUUUUUGAUACUGAUUUUAAAAGUAGUAAAACUUCUCUUGAUAUCUAGAUGAAAGUAACCAUAUGCUACAAGCAUUUAAAUAUAUUUAAUUUGUCAUAAUAGCAUUUAUAAAGUAUAUCUUACAUAUUAUAUCGAGGGCUCUUACUUGAAAUUUUCUGUUCUUUUUAACUUUCUAGCAUAUCUUGACCCUCAUGACAAAGAAUACAAUAAAGGCAGAUGGGUUUGGGGAGAGGGGAAAGUGGGUGGGGAAUUCAUUUUCUUAUAUGACAUUUUGCCUUAAGAAUACAAAAUGCUUUAGCACUGACCGAUGGCAUUUAUAGUGCAGUUAAAGUGAUUUUAGAAGUAUGAUAUUAAAUAGAGGGAAGAAGGGUUUCUGUUUUCUGGCCUUUGAGAAGUGCCUAGUAGGUAGUUACAGUGGGAUUACAGAGAAGUGCAGGGAGCUUGAGGAAAGGCAUAAUGUCCGUGAGAUUUUUUUUUUCCUUUUUGUCUGAGUGUAUAGUAUUAAGAUGCCUAGAAGCGGGACUCGUUGUCCCCUCUAUUACAGGCACUUUACAUUUUUGCUGUGACUACAGCAACCACAUACAGUACAGACAACCUCAAAAUCUGUUUAUAUUAGUGUAAAUAGAAAAACUGUAAACAACUUUCUCAUUUGCUCUGCAGGCAUUUUUUAGAAUAUCUCUCUAGUAUGCUGUACUUUCUGUAUAGGGGAAUAGCAACACAUUGUAAAUUAUUUGUCGAAUUUGGGGUCAUCUUCUCUCAAUUACCCAGUGAUAUGCUGGUAUCAGUCCCUCUUCCAGGGCUGGGUAGAGACAAGCUUUCUUUGUAUGACUUAACUUUGACCCCUCCCGCUAUCCAAAUACAGUAUGGAACUCCUUUUCUUGCAUCAGGGUUGGCUUUCCCAUACCUCAGCUAUCCCUUACUCUCCUAUGUCUUCAUUCAUCAUCAAUGAAGAUGUUAUCUCAGUCUGCAGGUAUUCUAAAUUCUGCCUAUACCCAUUCUUCCUCAACCCACUAGUUUCUAAGUAGGUUCUUCACAUCCUUGCUAUCCCCCCACCACUGGCUUGAUUCACUGAUUUGGGCUUUGUUCAUUAGAGAGCAUUGUUAAAGUUACUGAGUCCAUCAAAAGGCCUGUUUGCUGCCUGUACAGCAUAUAGAUGCCAGUAGUCCUACCUAAUCAUUUAAAUUAUACUGUAUUUGGCAUUUUAAUGUUUCUUAAUUUUACCUUCAUCUGCUGAGAAGUAGAUCCAGAAAGAUAAGAAAACCACCUAGACUCUGCACAGAGGGGAUUAAGUUAUAUGUGUAUUAUCUUCCCAGUACCAAGAAUGGGCUGUGUUUUGAAGAAUAUCAGUGUGAAUAAUUUAGGUUCAUAAAAAGAUGCCAAACCGUAUUUAUAUGUUGUGUUUGACCUAAAGAAAUCCUAGAAACCAUUGCCCACAUUCCAUUUUUCCCUCUCAUGUUUACUUAACAAAAAUAAGCGUUAGAUGUCUGAA
This is a messenger RNA of Trichechus manatus latirostris (Florida manatee), 4885 nucleotides long. RefSeq names its product ADP ribosylation factor like GTPase 5A (gene ARL5A). The record is from RefSeq and is a predicted model, not a curated record. Gene Ontology annotation, biological process: vesicle-mediated transport; protein localization to Golgi membrane; intracellular protein transport. Gene Ontology annotation, molecular function: GTPase activity; GTP binding. NCBI's taxonomy places the organism in Eukaryota, Metazoa, Chordata, Mammalia, Sirenia, Trichechidae. Gene Ontology annotation, cellular component: cytoplasm; trans-Golgi network. The transcript is spliced from 6 exons. The coding region runs from base 322 to 861 and encodes 179 amino acids.